GUCAACGGAGUUCACAAUUUGGUCCAAUACGAUUGGUCCACGUUAUCAAAUAUGUCAGCCCCCAGUACCGCUGACACGAAAGCUGAAAGGUUUUGAUAGUUGUUAAACCAUCAAAAUAUGGAACUCUCAUGGACUAGCUUAGCAACAAUUCUAAUAUUUGCUUUUUUAUGUCAAUCAAGCUAUUCAGCAGGCAAAAAUAAGAAAAAGGGCAUCACAAAAAAGUGCCGGACAUGUAGAAACUUUGUGGAAGGUUUUCAAGAGGGCAUUACUCGAACGUCAAGGUACAAUUUUGGUGGCGGUGAUGUAGAUUGGGAAGAAAAAAAACUUGGUACAUAUCAGACAAGUGAAACAAGAUUUAUAGAAAUUACAGAUAAUAUAUGUGAAUCAUCCAAACAUGAGGUAUAUAUAGACAGAUUAUACCAUGUGUCAAAGGUUAACAACGGAUCUCCACGGUUCAGUGCACACCUAGUGGCUACCACCAAUUGCUGUGUUAAUGGUACAUUUGGUCCUGAAUGCAAAGAGUGCCCUGGAGGUGUUGAAAGGCCAUGUAGAGAUAAUGGAGAAUGUAAGGGAAGCGGCACAAGAUCAGGUGAUGGUAAAUGUUCCUGUAAUGAUGGUUACUCAGGUUCACUAUGUGAUGAGUGUAAAGACAGCCAUUUUGAAGAAUCAAAGAAUGAAACUCACACAGUGUGUAGAGAAUGCCAUUUGUCAUGCUCUUUGAAGUGUACUGGACCGGAGACUAAAGAUUGUGAGGAGUGCAAAGAGGGAUGGUUAUGGAAUGAUGAGCAUGGUUGUCAAGAUGUUGAUGAGUGUGCUGCCGAAGAGCGUCCGUGCAACGAAUCACAAUAUUGUGAAAAUAAUGAAGGAUCGUACAACUGUGAAGCUUGCCACGCGUCAUGUGACCAGUGUCUGGGCAAAGGGGACGAACAGUGUAUAAAAUGCCGCAACGGCUACAACAUGGAAGAGGGAAAAUGUAAAGAUAUUAAUGAGUGUGAAAGCGAUAACCACGGUUGCACCGGUGAACAUAAAAUCUGCAAAAACCGACCGGGGACCUACCAAUGCGACUGCGAAGAGGGUUUUGAGUUGAUGGGUAGUGAAUGUGUUGAUGAGACUAAAAUUUAUGAUGAAGAUAAUGAAGAAGAGCCAGCUGAAAAUAUAGGAAAUGAGGAUCAAAAUGAGGAAGUGAAGGAAGACAAAGAUAAAGUGAAUAAUAAUGAUACAAAUGAGGAGGAAAAGACAAAACAGAUGGAGGAAGUUUUAUCAGAUAAUAAUGAUGAUGGUAUUUUGACAGCUGGAAUAGAAAACGUUGACAUUCAAAGUUCCAAAACAGAACUAUGAUAAAGGAUUAUAUGCAUCUGCAUUUUAUAACUGUAUGUCAAAAAUAAAAUAUUUAUUCUGAAGGUCUGUCCAAACUGUCAGGUUUUUAUGUGACAAGUAUCUGUGAUUUACCCAUAUAUAUGGAUGAUGAUGUCAUACCACACCCAUAUAUGGGCAUGUCACAGGUAUUUGUCACAUACAACAUGGUAGUGUGGACAGAUCUUUACAAAACUGAAGCUGGACAUUCAGCAUCAGACUUGCAUCUGUCAGACCAACAAUGUUUUAUCAUGCAUUACUAGACUUCCACCAAACUUGUUAAAGAUACCACAUUCUUUAAUCAGAUAUUAUCUGAAGCAAGCUUACCAUACACUAUCAAACAUUGGCAAGUCUGACAAACAAAAAUUUUAUUAAUGAAGCACCACUUCACAAUGAAAAUCUACUUAGGACUAUUUAAGGGUGAGGGAUAAUUUUUAUAUUUUUUACUACCAAAUUAUUAUUUACCAUCAAAUAUAAGUCUGGCAAAUGAAAAUCUGAUUAUGUAAGCACUACUUCACAAUGAAAAUCCACUUUUUUGAAGGGUGAGUUAAAUUGGUUUAUUUACUGUAUUGAAAUAUUUCUUUUGAAUACCUAAUAGUACUUCAUUUUUAAUGUUGAAUUCAACUAUUAACUUUCGCACCCAUUCACAUUCCUUAAAAGCAUUUAAAAACAUCUUAAACCUUUAUAAAUUAGAUCAAGUUGACUAUUUGGGGUCUUUCCAUAUUAAUGUAAUUUUGUGUCUUCAUGUCUAUAUGGUAUGGAAUAAAUGUUUUGUAUUUUUA
Anneissia japonica is the source of this 2135-nucleotide messenger RNA. RefSeq names its product protein disulfide isomerase Creld2-like. The coding region runs from base 118 to 1338 and encodes 406 amino acids. Lineage: Eukaryota; Metazoa; Echinodermata; Crinoidea; Comatulida; Comatulidae. The record is from RefSeq and is a predicted model, not a curated record. The transcript is spliced from 12 exons. Gene Ontology annotation, molecular function: calcium ion binding.